Aspergillus tanneri is the source of this 285-nucleotide messenger RNA. RefSeq lists its product as uncharacterized. The coding region runs from base 1 to 285 and encodes 94 amino acids. The transcript has 3 exons. Lineage: Eukaryota; Fungi; Ascomycota; Eurotiomycetes; Eurotiales; Aspergillaceae. The record is from RefSeq and is a predicted model, not a curated record.
AUGGGGCUAUCCGGUCGAUAUCUGGAGUAUUGGCUUGACGCCGAAGAGACUCUUCAGGACACGCGACAGGAUGACAAUCUAUAUGAUGCUGCUCACCUGGCACAACUUAUUGCCGCGUUGGGGCCCCCGACGCCUGAAUUUCUGGCCAGGAAUCCGAAGAGAACAGCUGACCUUUGGGGCGCACAAGUGAAUUGGCUGGGUCUUGUGCCGAUCCCGGACUCGCGGAUCAUGGAAGUGCUCAAGAUUCGAAUGCAGAAUAAGUCGGGCUUUCUUCGACGCAUUUGA